This is a messenger RNA of Paracoccidioides brasiliensis Pb18, 714 nucleotides long. RefSeq lists its product as uncharacterized. The coding region runs from base 1 to 714 and encodes 237 amino acids. The record is from RefSeq and is a predicted model, not a curated record. Gene Ontology annotation, molecular function: RNA polymerase II cis-regulatory region sequence-specific DNA binding; DNA-binding transcription factor activity, RNA polymerase II-specific; protein dimerization activity. The transcript is spliced from 3 exons. Gene Ontology annotation, biological process: positive regulation of transcription by RNA polymerase II.
AUGGCUGAUAUCACCGCCGUCGCUGACGAAAACCCUUCUCCCUCCCAGGACGACCUCGUGUCCGGGGGCAAUGGCGCUGCUGCUGCUGCUGCUGCUGCUGCUGCUGCCGCCGCCGCUGCUGAGAAUCGCACUACCAAGCGCCCUCGCAUCAGCAACGCGGCCGAAGACGAUGAUGACGACGAUGAAAAGCCUGGUCGUGAGCGCCGGAAGAUAGAAAUCAAGUUCAUCCAGGAUAAAUCGCGUCGCCACAUCACGUUUUCCAAGCGAAAGGCUGGCAUAAUGAAGAAGGCUUAUGAACUGUCCGUCCUCACGGGCACCCAGGUCCUGCUCCUGGUGGUAUCCGAAACAGGUCUGGUUUACACGUUCACCACUCCAAAACUCCAACCGCUUGUCACCAAACCAGAGGGGAAGAAUCUCAUCCAGGCAUGCCUCAAUGCCCCAGAGCCUGCCAGCGCAGAGAACGGCGUUGAAGUACCCGAAGUCCCCACGGAAGCUUCAGACGAUGUCAGUCACGCCAAUGUCGCGGGCCAACAACCCAAUAUUCCCCGUCCUGGCGCUAUGCAUCCCGGAUACAUGUCCAGUGAGCAUCAGCAACAAAUUGCAUAUUACCAAAACCUCCAACAACAACAGCAGCAACAAGCACAGGCCGGAGGUCAGUAUACAGGUAUGCCAAUUGGCGCACGCCUACCUCAGCAACAUCAACCUGCUGCAUAG